GCGGCGGGCCGGGUUACCAUGGAGCGGGACUCCUGGCUCCACGCCCCCCGCACCGGGAAGGAACCGCGGAAGAAGCGUCGCGCAUCCCCUCUGCCGGGGGCUGCCGCUCUCCCGGGCAGCCGGGCCGGUGUCUCUCAGGUGUGCCGGCGGCGCCUGUUCGGGGGCGCGGGGCCACGCGGGCCCGAGCCUGCCUGUAAGCGCCUCUCCCGGCCGGCGGCGGAGCUUGAGGUGCAGGAGGCUGAGCCGGUACCGGCAGGAAAGGGUGGCGGAAAGAGGACCCGCAGUGCUUUGUCCGGCAGGAAUAAAAAGUUCCAUGGGAAAAACCUACCAAAGAUUAAAGAAAAUGUUGAAUAUACUGAAGAGAGCUCCUUAUACAACCAAAGUAAUCAAGCAACUGUCAGAGAAACAACAGACUUCAAGAGAAAAGAAGAGGAGCCAGAGGAAAGCUGUGUACCACUGAAGGAAUCCGAAAUAAUUAACUUUGAAAGUAAAGAAAGUUUGAAAAAUUCUGAAGUGACUUCCAGUACGGAAAUUACUCUUCCCACAGGUGUUUCCACCAUUCUUAUAGAGUGUUUAGAUAAAGAUUCAGCUGCAGAUUGUAGCACUGCUAGCGACAGCCUGAAGACUUAUUCAUCUCCUGAAACAUUCAGAGAUGAUGAUUUGGAAAAAUGCAAUUUUUACUCUGUGGACCUUGGCAAGUACAAGAACUCUACUCUCUUGGACUCCAGCAAAGCAGUGACCAUUGAUAAGAUACCACAGAUCUCAAAUCUUUCAGCAAUAUUAGAACCUGUACCAGAGGAUUUUCCAGACCGAUGCAUUAGAAGAAAGAGACCAUCAAAUUGCUAUUACAGUUCUUCAGCAUUAAGCACUUCAACUACACUGGCAGGAAAAAAACUCUGUAAAAUAACAGCUGCAAGAGAGAGAACGCCAGACCUAAAAAGUUGUAUGCGCUGUCGUUCACCGUUAGGACCGGAAAGCAAGCAUGAUAAUCAAACAGCUAAAGCCAAAAGGUUGAAAAAAAAAGAAAGCAGUUUUAAUCCCUUAGAAGGAGAUUCAUCAUCGUUUAGGCAGCUUGAUGCCCCAGAAAACUCGUCAGCCAGAUCAGAGGGGUUGACAGCAGAAGUUCUGCCAACCAAACCGACAGAUGCUGUGGUGCAGAUUACUUCUACCAUGCUAAUCAUGGAGGAAAAUAAAGUCCUAAAAAAUCCUGAUAAUGCUCAGCCUGUAGAGUUAGAUCUUAUCUUGUCACCGGUGCGUAAGGCCUUACCUGAGGAAGACCUGUUCCUGAAUACCACAAGUCCAUUUGGAAAUUCAAAUGAAAUUGUUCCUGCAUCUCUGAGCUCAGAAAAAGAAAUUAUUCCUCAAAGUCCAGAAGAAAAGAAUAUUUUAAAGCCUCUGUGUGACAGAAGAGAAAUCUGCUCCAUUGUUAGAACGUCACCAAGCCAGAGCCCUUCCCAGCUUCAGCAAGUUCAAGUUAACUGGAAAGAGUUCUUCCUUUCCAGAGGAGUGGCUGAAGAUAUUAUUGCAAUUACCAGAAACUGCAUCUGCUGUAAACAGAAAUGAGAUUUUUUGCUUUCAGCAGGAGUUAACAGAAGAAAUUACUGUCUUGCUGCUGUGGCAGGGUGGGAAAAAAGAACUCUUGACUAGUUAAUAAUGGUUGGUUUUUUUUUUUUUUUGCAUACAUGCAUGUUGUUUGAAAUUUAGUAUUAUGUAUUUCAGUAAGCUAGUAAAUACUCAAAUACUUUAUAGUAAAUUGUUUCAUAUAGCAUCUAGAUCCUGUUCUGGACAUUAUUCUGUAAGGAUUCCAUAAAGAUGUUUCUUCAGUUUGUUUAGAUUUUUAAAAAGUGUGACUGAAGAACAGCAGACCAAAUUGCUUUCCUAGAAUUACUGUUGGCCUGCUCUGCCAAGAAUUCUAGUUUUCUCUAGCAGCAUUAGCAUCUAAAGAUGUGACCCCUGUUUAAGUGUUUACAUUGGCUAUGAAGGUAACUGCAUGCCCUGGGAGUGGCUAUGAAGGCAUUCAUGUACUCUUGGGGACCCAGAAGUCAAUAGUAUGCUACCAUUAAACUCAUUGAAUGCUUAGGUCUGAGGAACUUUAGAGGUACAGGACUGUGUGUUCUGCUGUAAUUUGAUUUCUGAACACCUCUUUACCCCAUCAUCACUGUGAUUUGGCUCUUAAUGAUCAGCACUGUCACCAUUCUGGGCACAUCCACUGCCAUCUCAGAGUCCUUCCUGUUUCAUCUCAGGUAUUUUGUAAUAUCACAUCUCUCAGUCAUUGUUUCUUCUAGUGGCUUCAGACUUAGACAGAGAAAGUAAAUGCCUUACAUAAAACAAUGGUGGGAAAAACCCUUUUAUAGCUGAACUGUUUGAAGAGAUGGAUAUUGAUAUUCUGGAUUUUCAGGUUAGUGCUCACACUGUGUCCAUACAAGUAAAAUUCCCAGUGCUUCCAGUUCAGCUUGUGGAUUGUUAAUUAAUAAAUAUUCUUAAUGUGCUGAGUGUGUCAGAAAACACUGUCAAGAAGACAUUUUUUUCCACUUGAAUUCAUUGCACAUUAAAGUAAUUUGGACCCCUACAGUGUUCUCACUACAAUAUCCUUUACUCAGACUUUAUUUGGACAAAAAGGAAGUUUUUUAAUGUUACAAAAUGCUGGUGUGGCUUUCAAAAGUCUGAGUUUGUUUCCCAGUGUUAUCACCCUGGAAAACAGUUCUGUAUUUCCAAGAAGAGCAUGACAAGAAGAUGUAUAAAAUCCACACCUGUAGUUUGACUGCAUUUGAAAAUACCUGCGAAAGUCCAAACCCUGAUCUUUUCCCCAUUGCUUUGGGGUAAAAGGAAGUGCAAAUAAUUGCUGCUGGAUUAGUCUGUGAACAAGUAUUAUAUAAACAUUCUAAAUGGCUCAAGGUUAAAAAUUAUGCCAUUAAGUUAUUUUUCUUUUAAGCAUUAGUAGAAUGAGUUCUGCCAAUAACUUCUUGGAGUCCUGUCAGGUAUGCUUUUAAUUAUCAAUAUCUCUGUUCUUGCAAAUACUAAGUCACUAGCAAUUAUGCAAGAAUCUAGAGCCCCUAGGAGACAGAGUGAGCUCCUUGUAGCUUUAAGCAGAAUUGAAAGUUACAUAUUUAGUAAGUUGUGUUUAUGAUGAUUAUUCAAGUAAAGGACGGUCCAGAAUAAAUAUAUGUUUAUUGUAAGGGCAUUCUGGAAGUCAUAUGAAAAAAUACUUAUUCUGCCCCAGGCCAUUUGGUAAUGCAAUACAAAGAGACUAAUACUGGCAAACUAAUUGGAAAGUAUGGAAGGAAAGUAUGGAGGAAAAUAUGGUCUGUAACUGUGGAAUUGGCGGUAGCAGCCUGAAUAUUUCUGGGGUUUGCUUUUAUUUUUCUUGAUGUGAUGAGGCUGUAUAGGACAGAAAUAUCAUGAACCACAAUCUCUUGUCCUUCCCUUCAGUUAUGAAAGCACUGCUUCUUAUCUUUUGUCUGACUCUUAGAGAAACUGUAAUUAAUUACCAGGCUAGCUCUUUGCCCCAGGGAAGGAAAUUAAUUUUGAGGCUGCAACAUUCUCUACUCUUGUUCUGCUGUCUCAAAGGAAAGGCAUUUUCCCAUAAUUUGGUUUUUAGCUGAAAAAUUACUACGUAAAAUUUCAUUUGGAGUGGAAAUUGGCUCUUCUAUAUUGGUAGAUAAAGGUUAUGGGGUCAUGGCCAACAGAGGAGGUUAUUUGUGCAGUGAUUCAGAAGAAGAAUCUGUUCAGUGUCACCAGGGCUGCUCUGUCACAUCCCAGGCUUGAAUGGAAUUGCUUCUAGCGAGUCAGUCCAUGCAAGAACUCUGAUAAUCCAUUAUCACCAGGAAUUAUGCAUGGCAGAUGCAUGUUGAGAAAAUGUAUUAUACAUAAAUCUGUAAGAGGUUUUUCAUUAACACUGUUCAGUUAUUUUUGUUAUCUGAAGUGCACUUCUAGGAGACACUGGCUUCAAGUAGUCAGAGAUGGUGUGGGAGAUGUUUCUUGUACUGGAGUGCAGCAAGCAGCAUGUACAGGCUGGUGGAGGAUAAAGCCUUACAUGCAAAUGGGUCUGGUUUGGUUCAUAGUCUUUAGACUAGAAGAGAGAUGUCUGGGGCCCAAAUCAAAACGUGCUGAAUGUAUACGCAAGUUCACUUACAUUUAAAGGGACUCCAUCAGCUUGAAUUGUAAUGCACUUCAGCUUAGGUAAAUCUUCGUUGCUGUAAGUUGUGAAAAUACUGAAAGCUGAGUUACGUAUUCUGGCCAAAAUUCUGUUAUUUUGUUUUGUUUCCUGAGGACUUUUUAAGACUGUAUUUAUGUGCUCCUUUUGAAGCCAGGAGGCUUCCACAUGGUGAAAGGACGUAAAGAUUGGUCACGUGUGGUAAAUCUGUGGCAGGCACGUGUGUCUUCUGUACAGGACAAGGGGGAAAAGAUGCAUCUAAACAUCAAUUCUUGUUUCGUGUUAAAAUUGUCUGCAACUUCUGGUAGAUGGAAAACAAAGUUCCUACAGAUGGAUGAUGGUGAAGAAUCAUCAUGCCUUAAAAAUAUUCUGCUUAAUUUAAUCGUACAUCAUACAUUGUUUUAGCUUAAUUCCAUUUUCCAGGGAAAGCAGAUGAGUCAAUCAGUUUUGUCAGUCCUUAAUUAAACUUCCUAUCAGGGUUGUAUCUGAACAAUGAGACACUGAAGGAGACUGUUAGCUGUUACCAGAGUUUUCAUUUCAUUUAAGUAUUACUAAUAAAGAGUUUUGUGAAAAGCCCUAAAUAAUUUCGAUUUUACAGAACCUAUCACACUUUUUUUUUUUUUUUCA
Molecule: messenger RNA, 4780 nt
Organism: Ficedula albicollis (Collared flycatcher)
Lineage: Eukaryota; Metazoa; Chordata; Aves; Passeriformes; Muscicapidae
Gene: MEIKIN
Product: meiotic kinetochore factor
Exons: 15
Coding region: 19-1563 (514 amino acids)
Biological process (GO): female meiosis chromosome segregation; male meiosis chromosome segregation; meiotic sister chromatid cohesion, centromeric
Cellular component (GO): kinetochore
Source: RefSeq, a predicted model, not a curated record